AGUCUGGUCAGUCUGUGUGUUUGACAGAGGAAUGAACACACCAUCACAGACAUCUCCCACUCCACAGUGUUACACUACCCAGGACAGACCUCUACAACUCCACAGUGUCACACUAUCCAGGACAGACCUCUCCUACUCCACAGUGUCACACUACCCAGGACAGACCUCUUCAUUCUGUCCACUGGUAGACAGCAGCAGAGUCCUCUGGGGUUUGAAUAGAAUAUUGUUGUUGCUGUUGACCCGUCUGAGGAUGUGGAAGAGGAGACCAUCACUGUUUCUACCAUAAGACACAGAACUACUGGAUAUUCAACCAAGAGGAAAGAGACAGAUCCAUUCAUGUGGAAGAGGAGACCAUCACUGUUUCUACCAUAAGACACAGAACUACUGGAUAUUCAACCAAGAGGAAAGAGACAGAUCCAUUCAUGUGGAAGAGGAGACCAUCACUGUUUCUACCAUAAGACACAGAACUACUGGAUAUUCAACCAAGAGGAAAGAGACAGACCCAUUCCUGCAACAAUCCCGGGACGUACAAGAACACAUUAUCAAGGGGAACUUCUGUCACCUGUAAUCAUUGUUUUGGAGAAUAGAGGAGAUUUGACGCCACCUUGACAACACUCAUCAUCUAGUGAAAACCAGGGAAACACACCAGGCCCAGUUGCACAGAACUGUUUGGAACUUUUGCACGUCGCCAUGGCGUCCACAGGUCUACAGCUACUUGGCCUCCUAUUGGCCGUGAUGGGCUGGGUGGGCGGGGCUCUCGUCUGCGCCGCCCCCUUGUGGCGAGUCUCCGCCUUCGCGGGCGGCGAGAUCGUGAUCGCUCAGGUUCUCUGGGAGGGGCUAUGGAUGACGUGUUUGUCCCAGAGUACGGGACAGAUCCAGUGUAAGACUUACGACUCUACCCUGGCCCUCCCCGUCUCCGCCCAGGUGUCCCGUACCCUCUCCGUGCUCUCCCUCCUCUUCUGCCUCUUCGCCCUCCUGCUAGGCGUGGCUGGGGCUAAGUGCACCAAGUGUCUAGGGGAAGGAGCCUACUCGUCCAAGGCUAGGCUAGCCCGCGUGGCUGGGGCUCUGUUCUUCUUCUCUGGGCUGCUCUACCUGAUACCCAUCUGCUGGACGGCCUACGCCGUGGUCAGGGAUUUUUACGAUCCAAAAGUCGCCGCGCCGCUGAAGAGAGAGUUAGGCCCCGCCUUGUAUCUAGGCUGGGGGGCGGGAAUUCUGCUGCUGGUUGGAGGGGCUCUGCUGAACGCAGGCUCCUCCCCUCCAGGGGUUAGGGCGACGCCUACUUUUGGGGGAGGUGGGAGGAGUAACCCACUGCCUGUGGUGGUAGAGGAGAAGGAGUAUGUCUGAACCGUGUCACACCAGGGUUGUGUUCAUUACUUUGGGAGAAAAUGGACUGAAACAGGGAGGGACUACCUGAACGUGUCCAAUAAGAAAUGUUCAUUUUCGUUGUCCAUUGUAAAACAUUUUGCAACAUUAUGCCCUAAUGAAUACAACCCCGUCACUAAACUCUCAGUGAAGGAGAGACAGGUCAACAUGUAAAUAAGAGAAUGCUUAUAAUUACGUUUCAGAAAAUCUGCAUAAUUAUUCUCCAUUUCUUAUGACCACUUGUAGACAGCUUUGUUAUUUUGUUAUGACAUCGUAUUCUAGUUGUUUUCAUUACGACAUCAUCCUCUAGUUGUUUUUAUUCUGAUUUGAGUUUUCUGUGUUAACUUCUUCUUGGUGAGUGUAAUUUAUACAUGAAAUAAUAAAGUAUUUUACAACAUGUUUGUAA
Messenger RNA from Oncorhynchus nerka (sockeye salmon), 1768 nucleotides. RefSeq names its product claudin-9-like. Lineage: Eukaryota; Metazoa; Chordata; Actinopteri; Salmoniformes; Salmonidae. Gene Ontology annotation, cellular component: bicellular tight junction; plasma membrane. The record is from RefSeq and is a predicted model, not a curated record. Gene Ontology annotation, biological process: cell adhesion; bicellular tight junction assembly. The transcript is spliced from 2 exons. Gene Ontology annotation, molecular function: structural molecule activity. Bases 691 to 1344 code for a protein of 217 amino acids.